Molecule: messenger RNA, 4331 nt
Organism: Acipenser ruthenus (sterlet)
Lineage: Eukaryota; Metazoa; Chordata; Actinopteri; Acipenseriformes; Acipenseridae
Product: nuclear factor interleukin-3-regulated protein-like
Exons: 3
Coding region: 1210-2748 (512 amino acids)
Biological process (GO): regulation of DNA-templated transcription; circadian rhythm
Cellular component (GO): nucleus
Molecular function (GO): DNA-binding transcription factor activity; DNA binding
Source: RefSeq, a predicted model, not a curated record
UCAUGGCGCACGACUUGUGUGUUCUGAUUGGUUGAUCUCAUUCAGGCUCUAUCUUGGAAUUCGUGUUAUGGAAACACACCUGUAACUGCCAAAUACCCGUUUAAAACUGCAAUGCGAUGCAAUGCCACCAGACCCAUACAAGGGGAAUCAAACUACUUCCUUAACACGUGGGGACCAUUUAGAAAUCCACAUGUAAUCGAUAUUACUGUCGGCUCACAAAUGUUGUAACCUUUAUGAAGUAAUGAUUCUCAGUGAAGGUGUGAGCGUGGGGGUGUGGCUUUAGAUUUGCACCUGUGUGUGAAUGUUAAAGGUAGACAUUUGAGACCACGUUUGUAUUGUAAGAUUGAAGGAGUAAAGCGUUUGGCGCGGUGCCCGGUUCCACCCUUCUCUCGUCGCCAAUCAUCCGCCACACUCCGGAUCCUCAUCUCCCUGCAAUUGGGACAGGAAAAGAUGGAGGGUGGGCUACAGAGAAAGACAAAACGUGACGAGGCACCAAAGCGCGCUGUUAUGCAACCACUGACCUACUAACAUACAUUUGAGAGAACUGUGGCGCUGCCCGCUAAGCACUACGUGAACGUCUACUCCGUGAAAUACAAGAUACGAGCCCUCCGAGAGACAGAACACUGCGCCCCGAACCGAACCCGAACCCGAACCGCGACUCAGACUCGGCACCAGCCUGCUUUCGGGAAAUAAAUACAACCGAUUGAAAUACACCAGCGAGGGCAGAAAAUUGUGGACUUUAUUAAACACAUUUUUCUUUUGCCAAAACAGAUCUUUCCCGUUGGCUCUCUUUUGGAAGAAGUUCCAUCACAAGACUAGAACAUCAGGAACUGUUUUCUAAAUCCUGGUUAUCCACAAGAAGGAACUGGAUAAGAUUGAUUGUUUUCCCGGGAAAUAAAGGCUACAAAAUAAAAUCCAACCUGCUAAAUACACACAGACCAAGACACACAACACCUGUCUUUGAGAAUACAGCACUGAACUUCAACAAAUCCAACCCUACAUAAAUGAGGACUAACUUUGUGGAAUAUCAGCUCCUUCUGAUGUCCCUGGCAAGCCUCGACACUUGAACUGCUGUUGAAAGAUUCUACAGAAAAUCAUUGCGAGUCAAUGAGGUUCCUCUUACCCAAUAUAUCUCAUCCCGUUACUAAUUUAGAAACCUGUAGUUACUGGAAACCAGUUUCUCUCCUCUUCUAGGUCUAUCUCGAUGCCAUGAAUGAGUCAUCGGAUCAGACAAUGGAAGGCCUGCACUCUCCUGCCAUGAGCAUUGCUGACAGUUACUAUGAAGAGAGGCUCGGAUCCCCGCCCCCUUCCGGGCUCCUCAAAUCCAAACCCAGCAUGAGCUGCCGACGCAAGCGGGAAUUCAUCUCGGACGAGAAGAAAGACGCCUCCUACUGGGAGAAGAGACGCAAGAACAACGAAGCCGCCAAGCGCUCCCGGGAAAAGCGCCGCCUCAACGACGUGGUCUUGGAGAAGCGUGUGCUGGCCUUGAACGAGGAGAACGUGAGCCUCAAGACCGAACUGCUGCAGCUCAAGCUGCGCUUCGGGCUGAUCAGCGCCUCCUCCUACGUGGAGAAGAGCCAGCAGCUGAGCGCCAGCUCCAUCGACCGCUACUUCUCUUCCAGUGGCUACUCCAGCGGCUCCAGGGUCGUGCUCCACUCCGAUUCCUCCGAGGCUGAGCAGUCGAGCCAGGGCAGGGGGAACGCCCCUCUGGCGAAGUACUCCCCCCGCGGCUCCCUCUCCGAUAUGUCUGACGGUUCUUCCAGGGACAGCCCUGAACCUAUGAACUACGACCUAAAACCAUCCCACAUGGACCUCUCCCCUUCCCCCUCCUCCUCCUCCUCCUCCUCCUCCUCGGAGCAGGAGAACCCUCCGAUGAUGUUCCAGAGUUCAUCCCACCCACGCAGCCACCACCACGAAACGGAAACGGGUUUCCAUCACGGGCAGACGCCCCUCCACAGAGGUGUGAUCCUCUACCGAACCAACGGCAGCUCUUACCUAGUGGAACCCCCACAAGACUCGGAGCAACAGCACCAGCAACCAGCCUCCCUGGAGCAGCUCGACGCAAGCCAGGCUCUGUCCGAUUGCUCGUACCCAGCUCCCCGGCCCCAAAUCCCAGCACCUGCAUCUCCCCUUCCCUACGAACUUUCAAAUCUGGAAGGGCAGGGGGCCUACAGUCGCCCGUCCCCGGCGCGUUACUACACGGAGGACCUCUUGAAACCCAGCUCCACAGCCUUCGAGCACUCCUACCCCAGCCCCCAAGACGAGGGCCCCCCAUCCCACAGCUACGCAGACAGGAGGCACGUCUAUUUCCACAAAGCCUCCACUAAAGAUUGUCCCUCCACCUCCUCCAGCAAGGGCAAUCCCAAGAGCUCUGAUAAAGACACAUCCACCGACGAAGACUCCCCGGCGUCCUGUCCAGAGAUCGGAGACUACCACUGCCUGUCCACCCUACCUCUGUCCCCGUUCCCCCAAACCGACUCCCAAACGGAGAUCAAAGCCACCGCCUUGCCCCACAAAUUGCGGCUCAAGUACCGGGUGCUUGGCAAUAACUUAGAGGCUCCCGUUCUGCCGCAGCACCCCUACCUGGUGCUCACUCACGGCAACCAGCAAGCGGGCAGCGAGAGGGACGACCGCAGCGAGGACCCCGCGGGGAAAGAAGGUGCCUACCAGACACCAGUCGGGUUCUGCAAACCGCGAGAAGGGGAGUCGGAAAGGUGGGCGGUCUCGCGGAUUAAAAGGCGCGACUAGAUUCUAAAGACACUAAGCCCACCUGGUAAGGUCAAGGUGUUGCUGGCACUGUCAUACACUACACAGCACUUGAGUGUUUUCUCUGCUGCAGAAGGAUUAGGGGGUGAGGGAUGCGAAAAAGGGCACGGAAAAGUCCUUUCUUAGACAUCUUUGGAAUUAGCCAGGUAAAGCUAACAAGACUUUCCCAGACCAAGUUGACUUUUUUUACCUGACAUUACGGGAACGUUUCCUUGACCAAAGAAACUAGUUCCAUCCCCAAAACCCCACCCCCAUGCCUCCUAAAAUGUGUUUUUAUUUUAUUUUUUAAUUUUUUUUACAAGCACUUGGAUUGUAAAUUUUAAUGUCAUAUAUAUUUUAAGAAAAAAAAAACAUAAGAAAAAAAAAAAAUAAGGUAACGGAAGAUGAGUGAAUCGGGCCGUUGUGUGGAGAUAUUGUCUUGGAGUUUAACUUUGACUGCCACCAACCCACAGAAAUGCCACCGAGUGUGUUCCAGGCAGAGCCCUUCACAAACUGGUGAGGUAGCGAGGGAUUGGAGCAGGCUCGUACCUGUGUGGUACGGUCGUUCUACAUUAUUCGAAACAGUUCUUAGAAAACUGCCAGCUUUGACCAGUUUAAACCCACUGUCUGCACCGCUGGCUAUUUCUAGGGUUUGUGAUGUUCGUUUUGGGGGAGUGGGGGGGGGGGGGUAAAACUGAAAUAACUGAAUGAGGAAGACUCCGUCCUGAUUCAUAUAGAAAAGGAAAUUGGAUAUUUUUUACCACUAGUUGAAUAGUUUCAUCAAACCCUGUGUUUUUCCUAAAGGAGGUGUAUUACUGAUGAGGAAAUUCAAGACACAUGCCACUGAUGCUACCCACAAACACUAUAUUUAUAUACACAGGUUUUACGGUCUGCUUGAGUCUAUUUCUGACCUUAAUGGCAUUCCAAGACCAGCGAAGGUAGUCCACCCAAAUAGAGAAACUGACUUCAGUUCACAUUUCAAGGGUAUUUAUUGGACCAGGAUAGAGAGCCCUUGAGUCAUACAUCUCAUUUACAAAUGGGGCUCCUGGCAGGAGAAGGCUCCGAGAAAUAAGCAAAACCAUUCAAAACACUUCAAUCCUAAAAACAGGGAUACCAAAUAAAAGUCAAAACAAUUGCCAGUUGACUUGAUCAUGAGUCUCGUUAGUAUUUUACAGGAUUCGCAACCCUGGUUUAAAAUCUGAAUUAAAAAACCCAUUCCUACCCCAGUUUAGUACCCUGAAGAAGCCCCAGCUGGCAGAGCACAGCGUUACCAGCAAUGCAAACACGAUGGAGCUGCACAGCACACUAGAAUCCCUCCCUGCUCCACUCGCUGUAAAAUAGAUCUGUCAAUGCAAUGAAAUACCUGACAGGGUAAAGGUUAUAAAUGUGUUAUUAAGGUGUUGUGUCAUUUUGUUGUUUUUUUUUUACUGUGAUAUUGCCCCCAUUGUGUAAAUGUAUGCUGUGUUUUGUAAUUUUUGUAUUUUAUUUGUAAUGUUGAAACGGUUGUCCUUGUUAUUGUGGUGUUGAGAAACCUUGAAGAGCUUUGAAAAGACACUAAUACUGUUACUGAUGAUGACGAUGAUGAU